ACCGAUGCCGUGAUGUGUGAACGAUAGGCGCGGGAAAUCUGAUAACGUUUUACACAGUGUCUCUGUCCUUUACUCUCACCAUAGAGUAGAGUAAGGCACUAGGUUCAUACACAAAAGUGAUUAGUGGUGUUAAGUUAGACUGGUACAGCUAUCUGCUCCAUUCUGGUUGGGAAUUCAUCUUUGCCACUGAACAAGAAACUUGCACUGUUCAUCAUGGCUAGUGGUGAUUCAGCCAUUGAGAUUAUAGAGCUCACCCCAGAUCCACAUCACAAUGUUUCAGACAAAAACAUCUCACAAGAUGAACCAAUGGAACAAGAUGUGUUUCUUCCAAGUACUCCACAACCCAAAUUCUCCAGAAUACCUGCACAUGCCCACUCUACCCCCAGACCUCCAGGAAGCUUAACCGACUCUGAUGCUUACCUUAAAACCAAUGUCUUCCCAGUAAACUGUGACACGACUGAAACACCAGAUAGAAGACAUCAUGAGGGAAUGAACUCUGAGACACAGUCUAAGCCUGAGGUGUCUACUUGCCGCAAGCAAUACCUAUUCUGUCUAGCGUUGAUAGCCAUAUCAAUCCUCGUUGGAUUUCUGGCAGGUUACUUCAUACGUGAAAAGGUUUUUGAGAGAGAUAUGGUGACCAGUUCUAAUGAGCAGAAAACAUCCUCUGCAGACAAAAUGAAACAGUACCAUCAGCAAGCUCUGGGAAAUAUGUCGAAUGAUGGAAUUGCUGCUUAUGGAAGUAUUUUCAGUCAGCAUGAGUGUGGCAGUACAACACCAUGUAGUCAAAGUAUGUCAGCUAUUGUUGCACAACAGCUAAAACAAAUGGGUUUCAGUAAUGUAGAUGUGUCAUCAUAUGAUGUACUCACAUCACAACCAGAUAUGUCUCAGAUCAGCUCAUUACGGACACUAGACACUGAUGGACAACAACUUCACAUGGAAGUCUUAUAUGGUAGCGAUCAAGAUACAAAACAAGAUAAUGGAGAGAUGCAAAAAGAUGAUACAGUGAAUGCUGGGGAUGACAAGGCAAAACGAAGUGUUGUUACAGAAUCAAUGGAUACACAAACUACUCUCAUGUACAUGCCCUUCUCUGCAUCUGGCAACGUUCAGGGUGAGCUGGUGUACACACACUACGCUACGCAGGAAGACUUCCUGAUACUAUCUGAGAAUAGAAUCAAUGUGACUGGGAAAAUAGCCAUUGCUAGACAGGGAACAAUGAUGGUCACUGACCAGGUGCGUAAUAUUGAAGAGCAAGGUAUGAGUGGAUUGAUACUGUAUACAGACCCUAGUGAUAUGGCAACUAUAAUGACAAGGAGUACAGAAACACUUGUAGGAAUGUCUGGUAUGAUGGGAGAUCCACUAACACCAGGGUGUCCUGCUAUGGAUGGUAUAAGUAGAAUGACGAUGAAGAUGGCAAGCUUGCCCAGUAUUCCUAUACAGCCAAUAUCUCCUGGAUUAGCAGAGAGACUUCUGGGUAAUAUGACCGGUCGGAUGGCUCCAAAUGGUUGGCAAGGAGGAUUUAAUGCAACGUAUUACAUGGGGCGUAGAAAUACAAAGAAAUCCACAUGGACUAUUGAGCUUGAUGUGAGUAACAGUAUGAAGAAACAAUCGGUUGAAGAUGUAAUUACUACCAUUACAGGAACACAAAUGCCUGAUGAAUACAUUAUCCUUGGUGGUCAUUUCCCAAGCAUGAUGCCAGCCAUGAUUGUUCCAGGAAUGACCUUGAUGACCCCAGGUCAUGGGUCAAUAUCAAUGAUGAUGGAAACAGCUUCAGCGUUGAGUAGUAUGCUUGCUGAUGGAUGGAGACCACAACGUACUAUAAAGUUAGGGAUAUGGGGAGGCGGGGACGUCGGCCAUGCUGGCUCCAUGGAGUGGAUGGAAGAGCAUCGGGAUAUAUUGAGUCAAAGAGCUGUAUCUUAUAUUGAUUUGGAUUCAAUGAUGGGAGAUGAUGGUACAGUCAAAGCACAAGCAUCUCCUCUUCUAACAGGUGUUAUCAUGAAAGCAGCUUCUAUGUUGGAGUUAUCUGAUGAUAUACAUCCUGGUAUGUUGAAUGGCAUUGGUGACCAUGUAGCAUUUUCCAAUAUGCUUGGUAUACCAUCGGCAAGACUACAUGCUUCACAUAGUGAUAUGUCACAGAUGCCUACCCCGUCUGCAAGUCAAUCCAUGUAUAUGUCUGCAACUAAGCUAGCUACACAGACUGUUCUUCUCUUAGCAGACAGUGAUGUCAUACCAUUUGAUACUGUUGCUAUGGGUGACAUGUUAAUGGGCUAUGUUGGCACCUUAGAGUCUAAGAUGGGAGAUGUUUUAGUACUCAGUAAUAUGACCAUGGAUAACCUAAAGGCAGCUGUUUCAGACUUCAUGGAGGAAUCUAGGAAUAUGCAAAGCAUGAUGGUUGAUGAGUCUGUGAUGGAGUCUUCUGUUACCAUGACGAUGGUAAACCAUAGAUUGAUGUAUAUGGAGAGGGCAUUUGUUGGCAUGGAUCCCAGUGGCACAAUGACCCAUAUCCUGUAUGGAAUGACAGAGAAAGACACAUUCUCACUAGUUGCUGACUACUCACCAAGCAAUAUGAAUAAUGAAACCAUGACAACAAUGAUGCAACAAGUCUCCUUCAUUCAGUGUUCUAUCCAAUCAGCAACAAUGUUACUUAAGAUGGAUGGCUCGUAGCCAAUAAGCAAGAAGAUUAUUGAGGAAACGGUAAAAGUGAAGUACAAUAUCAAAAGACUAAUUCAUUAAAAACAUACACCGUUAUGUGAGCUAGUAUACACGUAUUGACUGGAAUUGAGGUUAACUAUAGUCUAUUCCCUCGGGGGACUUUGAGUGACCAGAAGAGGGACAAGUAGGUCCCUCUUCUGGUCACUUCACAGGCCCGAAUUAUACCAGUCCAUACGUGUUUUAUAACACACCUCGGUCUCAAAUGUGAAAUAAGAAAAACAAAUUUGAAAGGAAUGCAUUUAAUUUCCCAGGAUUCAGCCUUUUUAAGUUGCUGUUCACAGUUCAUGUCAAGAGAGGGCGCUGUAACCAGUCAAAAAAUAAAAGACUAGAUGGAUUGCACAUGACGUCAUUGACCGCAAUCUUUGAUGAAAAACAAUGGAAAUGUGUAUGUACUGUGCAUGACUGUCAGCCAAUGAUAGCCUUUCUUGCUGCAGGGUCAUCAAAGAGGGCGGCCAAUGCAAGCGGUCUAUCCCUCGGGGACAAUACACCGUUUGCAUAAAUUGUAUAUAUUUUUAUUCACUGAGAAGUGUGCCUUAGUGAUAUUGAGUUAACUUAAAGAUUUAUUGACCUUGAUUUUUAUUGUGCCUUAGCAUGCAUGUGCAUAAUGAUAUGCUUAUAUAUGAAUUAUUUGACAGUAUUAUUUGAAAGUAUUGUAAAAAGUAAGUGGCUAGAGACUUGGGGUCGUUUCUCGUUAAGGCAAACAGGUUCGCUCAUCUCUUGAAAAUAAUUAUUAUAAUAAGAUCUACAGCUUUAUUUAAUUUCCAUGGAAUGGAAUGGAACUUGUAGUCUUUUUAAUCCGAUUGUUCUUACUUGAUUUUAUCCUUGGCAUUUGUAACUUGUAAAGAGUAUACAUAUAUACACGUUUCAUUUGUCUGUAAAAUAUGUCGAUCCUGAAACUGUGCCUAACCGAACCAACAAUUCAGUUGCAGUUUGUGCACAACAGUUGCAUCACCAUACGAAGAAACUCACAAAAACACUGAACACCGCAGUUCUUGUUGCUGGUUAUGAUCACCAAAACGCAGCCCUGGCAGCCCUGUUGACAGGCAAUGUUUAAGUCCCUACCUGAGGUAACCUGUGAUACCCUGUAGUAGUAAGUGCCAAGAAUCGUUUGGGCUUUACUUGGCGUGGAGUGAGAACCGCUUAUCAAGAUCUUCAUGGGAAGAAGAUAUGGGUACAUGUAUCUAGAGAUCUAUUCGUAUCACCUUAAUACACAAUAUACAUGUAUUAUGGCUUAUUUGGGGAUGUUGGUUUUUUUUAAUAGAGGAAAAUUUCAUAUUUGUUGUAAUCCGAAUUAUAACUAGAGAUUUAUUGAUUGAAUUGUAUUUAAGUUUUUAGAAAUUGUAAAUGUUGGGUUUAGUGUUAAUGAUCACUAGCUAAUGUUUUUUUUAAAUGUAAGUUUCAUAAGCACCUAUAAAUGCAUUAUGCUCAACUCCUUCAAACUCCCAAAAAAAUACAUGAACAAAUCUUCACUGAAACAAGGAAUUUCAGUUUUUGAAAACAGCUUUUCAACCCAGAACACUUAUCCUCUAGAUGCUUCUCCUCUUCCUGUUCUUAUACUGUUUAAAAGUAUGAUCAUUUUAAUAUUCAAGAAAUAUUAUAAAAUGUAUAAUGUUAUAACCAAUCUCUUAUUGUGUAUAGUGUAACACUGAUGGAGGGAUGUAACAAUUACAUGUACAUGUACUCAGUGUUUUGCCAUCUUGGCUUGUCUUGUAGUUAUUUACUUGAAAAUCUGAAAUAAAGCUCUGGUACAGUGCAGUACUGUACAGAUUGCCAAAUAUAUAAGUUUUAAAGUGUUUGGGUAGUUACCCAUUUUAGACAGUUCUAGAGUUGUGUCAAACCAAAUGAUUGAAUUAAGUACAUGAAACAUUUGAAACUAGUUCAGACUUGCUGGAAGUCGAAAGAUUCACUGUUGCAGUCGUUCGGAACGAUUCUGGAUAAUCUUGGUUUCAGACCUUGAUCUUGUCAUGAGCAAAACCUUAUUUAAUUGUUAUUAUUAAGCCUGCCUGAAACCAACGUUUAUAGAGUCGCUCCUGAUCUAUUUGGUUCGACAUAACUCUGGAGUGUCUGUCUGAACCAGGUGUUAUUGACACUGGACACUAUCGGUAAUUUUCAAAGACCAGUCUUCUCACUUGGUGUAUCUCAACAUAUGCACAAAAUAAC
This is a messenger RNA of Asterias rubens (European starfish), 4869 nucleotides long. Its product is annotated as N-acetylated-alpha-linked acidic dipeptidase 2-like. The transcript is spliced from 12 exons. The coding region runs from base 214 to 2661 and encodes 815 amino acids. Gene Ontology annotation, molecular function: carboxypeptidase activity. The record is from RefSeq and is a predicted model, not a curated record. Lineage: Eukaryota; Metazoa; Echinodermata; Asteroidea; Forcipulatida; Asteriidae.